AUGGGGACCCCAAGCAUUUUAGCGUUCAUACUCUUUGCUACGGCAUGCUAUGUUUCUGCCCAAUUCAACGGUCGUGUAGAGUUUGUUUCUCCGCCGGCCACGGUAUCAGCCACCUCUUACAUCCAGCCGACUAAUCAAUUUGUGAUUCCAGCGAUCAUAAAACCUAUUAUUCCUGAAACCUUUUCCCAACCGCCUUCAAUACCCAACUACCCAGAAUUUGAAAGUUUCAAUUCACCGUACAUGCAGCCAAAUAUGCAAAUGCCGAUGCCGAUGCAUAUGCCUAUGCCCAUGCCGAUUUUCAUGGGAUCAAGAGAUGAUGAUGACUGGCAUCAUCUGCUUUAUUUCCUCGUAUUCGCUAACUUGAGGAACAGAUGGAAUAAUGGUUAUGGAUAUAAUUAUGGCAAUGGUUGCGGGUGUGGAUGUGGAUGUGGUGGCAAUGGUUGUGGAAACAGUGGUUGUGGUUGUGGAAACAGUGGUUGUGACGAUGGCUGUGGAUAUAAUAGUUACAACGACAUUGGAAACUGUGGUUGCAAUAACAAUGGCGUGGUAUACAUCCCGUACCCAAUACCAGUUCCAUCGAAUGUCCCUUCGUGUUAUCCUAGUUUGUUCAGCGGUACUGUGGAUUCCCCUCCAUUCUCCUCUGACGAUUUAUCCUAUGGACCAACGUUACAAGCCUGCGCCGGACGAGAACCAAACGAGAUCAAUCUAGUCAUAAGAACCGACUGUAGUAAAUAA
Messenger RNA from Danaus chrysippus (African queen), 735 nucleotides. The record is from the annotation of a GenBank genome assembly. Lineage: Eukaryota; Metazoa; Arthropoda; Insecta; Lepidoptera; Nymphalidae.